Trichomonas vaginalis G3 is the source of this 354-nucleotide messenger RNA. RefSeq lists its product as uncharacterized. NCBI's taxonomy places the organism in Eukaryota, Parabasalia, Trichomonadida, Trichomonadidae. The transcript has a single exon. The coding region runs from base 1 to 354 and encodes 117 amino acids. The record is from RefSeq and is a predicted model, not a curated record.
AUGUCCGACGUCCCACCAACCGAGCCCAUUCCCAAACCAGAGGAACCUAAAGCACCAGCCCCUGCACCUCAGUUCCAGCAAGUCCCUCCACCAAAUUACUACCAAUUUCCACCUCAAGGUUACUACCAAUUUCCACUACAAGGCUUCCCGAACUACCCUCCUCCUCAGCCUAUGCCUUACUUCCCCAACCCUUGGAUGUUUAUGCAAAACCCUGCCCCACAAUUCCAAUUCCAAUACAAAUCGAAGAGAGACCAAGAGUUCGAAGAAGGUCUGAACCGCUUACGCAAAGAGUAUGCUACAGCUCCAAUUGAGAGAAAGUUGUUGCUAAAUUCAGUAAAAAUAAUGUUUAGGUGA